AUGAGCUCGAUGUUCAAGAAACGAGGCGGCUUUGCCUUCAAGCCCAAGCUUCCUGUCGCAAGGCCACGCCCGACCGCACCAACCUCACAACCACCCAAGCCUGCCACUGCUGCUGAGGCGCAGAUCACCCCUCCGCCAUCAGACGUGCCUUCUCUCAAUGGCACUGAAAUCGCGCAGCUGGAAACCUCUCUGUCCGAAACUUCGAGCCCCGAUUCCCCAGGGACGUCAUUGGAGCCCAUCCAGGAGCCAGCCGCCAGCCAUCCCGCAAUUGCGACUCUGCCAAACCCAUCACCGGAUCUGCCGCCAGCCUCUGAGUCAGACGACCACCCAUUGGCCGCCGAACAUACAGCACCCCCGCCUCACCCUCUUCCGAGACAAGAUAUCUCAGAGACAUUGCCCGCCAGCACAAACCAGGCUGACGACCAACAACCGCAACCCGCAGCCGAAUAUGCCACUCCUUCCAGUACUUUACCAGAGCCAGCUGAGGUGCCACCAGCCGAGGCCGCCAUAACGCCGGGCGCAAGCGAGGCCUGUGAAACCCUGCAGCCCACGCCACCAUCUUCAACCACCCGAAGAAAAAGGACAACGACAGCCGCGACGGCCGAGGCAAGCGACAGCACCGCAGUCCCAGCACCCAGGAAGCGACAACGAAAGACAACCCAGGAAGACGACGGCGCAAAAGAAGCACCCGCGCGAAAACCGCGCCGUCCCCGGCCUACCGCAGGGGAGGCCGAGACCAGAACACCAAGACGUGCCCGGUCUCUGACACCAGAGGAUGCGGAGAACCAGGUGGUUGACCUACAGAAACUAAAAAUGUCCGACUUGACCAGAGAUCUACAUAUUGGAAAGAAGUUUAGCAGACACGACGAGCUUAGAGAGCGGGAGAGACAGGCAAGGAUAAAGGGGAAAUCCAGAACCGAAAGUGAAGGGCCCGAAGCCGAAGGGGAGAAGGUCGAGGCAAACGGUUCUGCUUCGAACAGCGCCGGAGAAACCCCAUCAAACCCUACGCCAAGCGCGCCCUCGCAGGCGACCGCAGGUCCGCAGUUCCGCAUCGUGGAUGGUCAGAUCGUCCUCGACCAGAGUUCACUGGUCAUGGACCGACACGCUCGUGCUGUUGCGACACAGGGUGAAAUGGAAAUGGUGGAGGAGAACGACUUCACCCGGCUCAUCACGAGCAGCUCCUUCAUGAACACAUCCAAACUAAAGGGACCCAACAUCUGGACGGCAGAGGAGACAAAACUCUUCUAUCGCGGACUCGCCAUGUUCGGGACCGACUUUGAGAUGAUUUCCAAGAUGUUCCCUGGCAAACAGCGUCGGCACGUCAAGCUCAAGUAUAAUCGCGAGGAGCGUCACGCUCCUCAGCUGAUCCACGCCGCCACUUACGGGGAGAAGACGACCAAGAUGGACCUCAAUGAGUAUAAAUCCUUAACGGGCACCGUUUUCGAGUCGGUGGAAAGCAUCGAGGCAGGGCAGCGCAAGAUGCAGGAGGACUUCGAGGCGGAGCAGAAGCGCAUCGCUGAUGAGCAGGCCGAGGUUAUGCGGAAAAAGCGAGAGGAGCUCUUUGCUGAUGAUGAGAAGGCAGAGGAUGGGAACACAAAGAAGAAGAAGCGGAAGACGAAAAAGCAACACGAGGACGAAGGGCGUUAUGGGGAGGUGGUUAUUGAAGAAGACUUGUAG
Messenger RNA from Clonostachys rhizophaga, 1677 nucleotides. The record is from the annotation of a GenBank genome assembly. NCBI's taxonomy places the organism in Eukaryota, Fungi, Ascomycota, Sordariomycetes, Hypocreales, Bionectriaceae.